Messenger RNA from Homarus americanus (American lobster), 2458 nucleotides. RefSeq names its product protein mono-ADP-ribosyltransferase PARP11-like. The coding region runs from base 139 to 1620 and encodes 493 amino acids. The transcript has 4 exons. NCBI's taxonomy places the organism in Eukaryota, Metazoa, Arthropoda, Malacostraca, Decapoda, Nephropidae. The record is from RefSeq and is a predicted model, not a curated record. Gene Ontology annotation, molecular function: NAD+ poly-ADP-ribosyltransferase activity.
CCCGUCCAGUACGUGUGAAGCCGAAGGUGCACCGCUGGUGCUGUCUCCAGGCAACCCACCACUCCACAAGUAGACUGCGACUCCCCUCACGGACAGUAUAUCACUGAUCACUUCCAAAAACAAGGUGUUCAGCGAGACAUGGAUAACAAUAUAGAAAAAGACAACAGUGGCAAAAGCUCCUUCUCUGGUGCAAGGCAGAAGCAACAUUACAAUAAUUCAAGGGGGCGUGGUAGACAGAGAAGUUCUCAUUCUAAAAACCGUGAGUCACCUCCAGAAUACAGGCGACAGAGGAAGACUUCAAACCAAAGAAUCACUUCUUGGUCUUAUUACCAUGAAGGAGAUGUGGAAAUUCCAGAGAUUUGUGUUUACUCCAUUGACAAGCGCUGUAUGUAUGAAGAUACUGGGUGCCUUAGACUCCAUGCCAAGUGCACAUGUCAGUGGCAGGUUAUUCAAGAUGGCAAGUGGUUCAACUUUAGGAAUUUUCAUUCAGAAGAGCUUGAGAAUGCUUUUCUGGAUGUGACAAAGGAUUCUGUAAAAAUUACACCACUUGAUCCAAAGUUGUUGGGAUCUAGUGGUCGUGAUAUGAUCAAGAUACUCGGAAAUGGACAGUGGGAGGCAGAUUUUGAAAACUUAACAUUGAAAAAUCUCACAUCUCAAAGUAUAUUAACAAGUAAAUUAUUUAUUCGAAGAUUGUCAACUCAGUCGGCAGCUGUUUCCAAAAGUGGAAAGGCAACCAAAUAUGAAUGGUACUUUUGUGAUAGUAAAAAGAAGUGGAUAAAAUAUGGUGAUGUUGACAGCCUGGGACAUAAUCAUCUGGUACCACUUAUAACAUCAGAUGAGAUUGAGUUAAACUUCUCUUCCGAUUCCUCUGUCCAGAUGAUGUUUAAUAAUUCACUUUAUCGGUACCAAUUAGAUUUCAAAACAAUGAAACAAAAGAACUUAAAUACUGGCAAAGAAAGAUCAGUACGUCGAAGGCCUGUGAAAAAACAAAGCACAAAGCCAAAUCCUCGGGGUAAGAAGGAAAACUUACCCUCAACGUGGGAUUCCAUGAAGGACAAUGACACAAUGAUAAAAGUAUCACUGGAUGUGUCUAGCCAAGAGUAUUGUGAUGUGAUGAGUCAAUUGCUUAUCACUGUUCCUGCAGCACGAGUGGUAUCAAUUAUGCGGAUUCAGAACCCGUUUUUGUGGAGACCCUUUCAGAACAAACAGGCAGAAUUAGCCAUUAAGUAUGAUGGAUAUGAGAAACUCAAUAUUCAAAAACUCUUCCAUGGGACAAGACAUGAAUUCAUAGACGAUAUCUGCAAGAAGAAUUUUGACUGGAGGUUACAUGGGUCAAGUACUGGACAAGCAUAUGGCAGGGGAAGCUACUUCUCAAACAGUGCUGCUUACUCUCUUAAAUAUGCAAAACAAGACUCCUCUGGCCACUGCUUUCUGUUCCUGGUUGAAGUAAUAAUUGGAAAAGUGACACGAGGAAUUGAAUCCAUGAAACGUCCACCCCUGAAUCCUGCCACCAGUGAGCUGUUUGAUACGACAGUAGAUAAUGUAGAUUCUUCAAAAAUAUUUGUGAAAUAUGAUUCACAGGAAUAUUACCCACUUUAUACCAUACAAGUUAAGUGUUAGAGGACACAGGAAGGUUCAUUUAUGUUUAACCCUUUAGAGGGCAGAGGGUUUCUCUCAGCUGAAUAAAAUCAUCUGGCAUUAGUUAGAAUAAUAUACAAUACACAAGAGCAACACUGCUCCCAAAAGGGUUAAGGCAAGCAAACAGGUUUUGUAUCUAUAGUAAACUCUCCAUUUACAUGGUGGUUUAGUGCUGAUGAAUCCGGUCUAUUUUGGAAAAAGAUGCCUGGUAGAACGUACACAAACAAGUAGGAGAGGCGUGCCCCUGGGUUCAAGGCAGCCAAGGACAGAGUGAUGCUCAUUGUCUGUGGCAAUGCAACUGGCCACAUGAUCAAACCUGGCUUGCUCUACUGCUCAGCAAACCCUAGGGCUUUAAAGGGUAAAACAAGAACCAGUAUUUAUGUUUCACCUGUUCAUCUAUUGAUACUUUAAUUAUUUUAAUUAUAAUUUAUAUCAAUUUACUGUAAAUGGAUGGACAAGGUUAAUUUUUGGGUUUGUAUCUAAAUAAUGUUUCAAACUUUAGACAUAGAAAAUGUGGAAGUUUUUUGUUAUUUCCCAGGAAGGAUAAUAAUGUUAAUGUUUACACCACAAAUAUGUCAAGUUAAUAAUGUUAAUAAUUUUCAAACUACAAAUAUGAUAGUUUUAUAUUAAUGUUAAUGUCAUGGAGACAUCUUUUCAAACUACAAAUACGAUAGUUCCAUAAUAAUGUUCAAACCACAAAUACCGUAUAUACUCGUGUGUAGUUCGAGUUUUUAAGACCAAAUUUGUAGGCAAAAAAUUGGGUGUCGUCCUAUACAUGCGUAAUAGUUUUGUUAGGUUGAACCCGUGCAUGAUGGGAAGG